Molecule: messenger RNA, 2270 nt
Organism: Salvia hispanica
Lineage: Eukaryota; Viridiplantae; Streptophyta; Magnoliopsida; Lamiales; Lamiaceae
Source: RefSeq, a predicted model, not a curated record
AUGUCCGACCGCAAUCGCAAUCACGCCGGAGACCAGUCCCCGCCUCACCACAAUCUUCAAAUCGAAGAUUCGAAAGAGGAGGAGGACGAGGACGAGGAAUGUCCGAUCGAGCAGGUGCGGCUGACGGUGCCGGAGACGGAUGAUCCGACGGUGGCGGCGCUGACGUUCCGGACGUGGUUUUUGGGCAUUAUUACGUGCGUGAUGCUUUCGUUUAGCAACCAAUUUUUCGGAUACAGACAAAACUCCUUAGUGGUUAGCUCUGUGGCGGCACAAAUAGUGACGCUUCCGAUCGGGAAGUUCAUGGCGAGGGUGUUGCCGACGACGUCGUUUAGGGUUCCGUUUACGGAGUGGUCGUUUUCGCUGAAUCCGGGGGCGUUCACUAUAAAAGAGCAUGUGCUGAUCACUAUCUUUGCCAACUGCGGCGCCGAAGGGGUUUACGCCGUCAGCAUUGUGACGAUUGUGAAGGCUCUUUACCACCGCCCUCUCAAUCCGAUUGCAGCCUGGUUGUUGGUUCAGUCUACUCAGAUGCUUGGGUAUGGAUGGGCUGGGAUAUUUAGGAGAAUGCUGGUGGAUUCUCCGUAUAUGUGGUGGCCUGGAAACAUGACUUCAGUCUCUCUCUUCAGAACAUUGCACGAAGAAGAUACAAGAAAGAAGGGAGGGCUAACACGGCUGCAAUUCUUCGUGAUAGUAUUCACAACAAGCUUCGCAUACUACGUGGUCCCAGCCUACUUCUUCCCCACAAUUUCCUCCCUCUCCCUCCUCUGCUACAUCGGCAAGGACUCCAUCUUGAUGCAGCAGCUCGGCUCCGGCCUCCACGGCAUGGGAAUCGGGUCCUUCACCUUCGACUGGGCCACCGUCAGCUUCAUAGGCGACCCCAUCGCCACCCCGGGCUUCGCCAUCAUCAACGUCGUCGUCGGCUUCAUCCUCGUCAUGUAUGUCGUAACGCCCAUCACAUACUUCAACAACAUCUACCAGGCCAAGAAGUUCCCCUUCUUCUCCUCCGCCACUUUUGAUGACACCGGCAUGAAAUACAACAUCUCCCGCGUCCUCAACGAGGCCACCUUCUCCUUCGAUGUCGCUGGCUACGAGGCCUACAGCAAACUCCAUGUCAGCGCCUUCUUCGCCUUCACUUAUGGCAUCGGAUUUGCUAUGCUCUCCGCCACCAUCGUCCACGUCGCGCUCUAUCAUGGAAAAACAAUUUGGGCCUUGUGGACGAAAACAAAGAGCAAAUUCAAGUUAGAUGUGCACACAAGAUUAAUGAAGAAGAACUAUGAAUCUGUGCCGGACUGGUGGUUCCACUCCAUCCUUGCUCUAGUGUUUGGGUUGUCGCUUUUUGCUUGUGAAGGUUUCGGAAAGCAGCUUCAGCUUCCGUGGUGGGGGCUUAUACUGGCGUGUGCGAUGGCCUUCUUCUUCACUCUACCGGUUGGCAUAAUCCAAGCCACAACCAACAUGCAAAUCGGGUUGAAUGUGAUCACAGAGAUGCUUAUAGGCUUCAUAUACCCAGGGAAGCCACUUGCAAACGUAGCAUUCAAGACGUACGGCUACAUAAGCAUGGCGCAAGCCUUAACUUUCCUCGCGGAUUUCAAACUAGGCCACUACAUGAAGAUCCCGCCCAAAUCCAUGUUCGUGGCCCAGCUGGUGGGCACGGUGGUGGCCUCGUCCGUCUACUUCGCAACCGCAUGGUGGCUCCUAUCAACAAUCGGCCACAUCUGCGACGCGGCCGCCCUGCCAGAGGGCAGCCCCUGGACCUGCCCGAGCGACAACGUGUUCUACAACUCGUCCAUCAUCUGGGGAGUGAUCGGCCCGCUGAGGAUGUUCACGAGCAAGGGCGUGUACGGGCUGCUGAACUGGUGGUUCCUGGUGGGGGCGGUGGCGCCGCUGCCGGCCUACUUCCUGAGCCGGAGGUACCCGGAGAAGAAGUGGGUGAGGAUGGUGAACGUGCCGCUUAUCCUGGGGGCGACGGCGAGCAUGCCGCCGGCGAGGUCGGUGAACUACGUGAUGUGGGGAGCAGUGGGCGUGUAUUUCAAUGUGUACGUGUAUCGGGUGAACAAGCGGUGGUGGGCGAGGUAUGCGUAUGUGAUGUCGGCGGCGAUCAACGCUGGGAUUGCGUUUAUGGCUAUUGUGAUGUACUUCGCGCUGCAGUCGUAUGACGUCUCUAUUAAUUGGUGGGGAUUGGAUAUUGACGACCAUUGCCCCUUGGCGUCGUGCCCCACCGCGCCUGGCGUCGCCGUUGAAGGUUGCCCGGUGCACUGAUGCUUUUUAUAUAUAUA